Penicillium nucicola is the source of this 756-nucleotide messenger RNA. RefSeq lists its product as uncharacterized. NCBI's taxonomy places the organism in Eukaryota, Fungi, Ascomycota, Eurotiomycetes, Eurotiales, Aspergillaceae. The coding region runs from base 1 to 756 and encodes 251 amino acids. The record is from RefSeq and is a predicted model, not a curated record. The transcript has a single exon.
AUGUCGGCCAGUUACGAUGCUCCCGGAUCAUGCCACAGUCAAGAAACACGCUUCACUCCUACCGCCCCUGUCAAGCCAACGCAAACCUCCCCUCAGGCAUUUCCGUUAGCUUACCAAAAGCGAUACAUUUGGCCACCAGCCAGAACCGUUUUUGAAGCAUACAAAUUCUACAGGGCGGGGGCAACAUGGGAAUAUGCAGAGCGAACUGAACUGUACUUCGAACGCAAAGAGCUUUGCGAGAUGAUCAAUUUGCGUGCAGAAGAAUCUACUGUUGAAUGCCAGUACCAAAACUUGAGCCCUAACCAGCGCGCUCAAGUCAGUCGACUCGUCCAAGAUCGACAAGCAGAAUAUUCGGGGAUGGUAUGGAGCUAUGUCUAUGCUAAAGAAAAUUAUUAUGCAAACGUGACUCGCAACCCUCGUUCAGAAAAUUUCGAAGCGAUAUCCAUGGUGAUCGUUCUUAUGGGGAGACCUAUGGAAUCGACAAAGUACCCCAGAACGCGCAUGGGAGUUUAUGUGGACCUCAGAACGCUUCGUUCCCCCCAUGAGGGUGCGAUUAAUAAUAUGAGACCUUUCGGUGUAACACCCCACUGGGGGCACUCAGAAAUACACCCGGCUGGAUAUUAUGGAGCCCAGGGGCGGCAUUCUACCUCAACACCUAUGGAACGGUAUCCAAGCCCGGGAUCGGAUUCGGGACCGGUAGUGGCAGAGUUCUCGACUCGACUUGACUCGAGUCUGCUACCGGUAUAUGUCAAGUAA